GUUGAUAAGUGGGGAGUGACAUCUUUGCGGCAGUCGAAUACGACAAGCUCUUGUAAUUAUACUCGAUUGUACUCCAUACGUGAACGAAGUUGACGAUUUAAUUCAGUCCGAGUAAUUAUCAUUUCAAGCAGAUCUCAAGUGUUUCACCGUUUACGGAUCUUAAACACUGUGUCAAAGAGCUAAAACAAAAACCAAAGAUGACAACUUGGCAGAACACACCUGGUGCAGGAUAUUAUCCAGGACAACAAGGUUAUCCACAACAAAAUCCUGGGUAUCCACCUCACGACGGGUAUAAUCCAGGAUAUCCACCUCCUUACGGUGCACCAGUCCCCCCAGGACCUGGUUUUAUUCCUCCUCCAGCUGCUCCUCCUUACGAGCAAGCACCACCACCUGGUGCAGCGUUUGUUGCAGGACCACAUCCAGGCAUGUAUGGGACAAAUUAUGCAGAAGAUCCUAUGCAAGAUGAAGUCAAGGGAUUUGAAUUCAAUGACAAAUCGAUCAGAAAUGGAUUCAUCAGGAAAGUUUAUAGUAUACUGAUGUGCCAGCUUUUGAUUACGGUGGGACUGAUCGCGUUAUUCCUUUAUCAUGAACCUACUCAAAAAUGGUCGAUGCGGCAUCCGGAGAUGUUUUGGAUUUGUUUUGCAGUCACUAUAGUUCUGAUUAUAUGCAUGGCUUGUUGUACCAGUGUGAGGCGAAAAGCCCCUAUGAAUUUUAUUUUUCUGUUUCUAUUCACAAUAGCAGAAAGUUUCCUGUUAGCUACUGCUGCCUCAACAUACAAAUCUACAGAGGUACUCUUGGCUGCUGGAAUUACAGCAGUUGUUUGUCUUUCACUGACGUUAUUUGCAUUUCAAACAAAAUUUGAUUUUACUGGCCUCAACAGUAUUUUGUUUGUCGCAAUGAUUAUUUUUCUACUCUUUGGAAUAAUUGCAAUGAUCUGGCAUGGGAAAACUAUGACUAUAGUGUACGCAUCAAUUGGAGCUCUGCUUUUCUCCAUUUAUUUGAUCUAUGAUACACAACUUAUGAUCGGCGGUAACCACAAGAUUGCAAUUUCCCCGGAAGAAUACAUCUUCGCUGCGUUGAAUCUUUACAUAGAUGUUAUCAACAUUUUCCUUUAUAUUUUGACUAUUAUUGGCACUUCACGAGACUAAGUAUUAUAAAAUACAUAUUUUUUGUCAGUUAUUAGAAUAAUUGUUAACGCAAACUGCUUUUACUUAUCCUUAUUCUACUUUGACUUUCUUUACUUUGUGUACAGAGAGUUUAUUAAAGAUAAGUAUAAAGAUACGAUCGAGCGAUAUUGGUAGCAAUUCGAGCAUUAAUUUCUGUGAAUCAAUAGUUUUUUCACGUUUUUCAAAAUAUAGUCAAUAUGAAGAUAUUGUUCUAAAGUUGGACUUUUAGUCUUGUAAGUCAAACAAAUAAUUCCUAUGCUAAGAAAACUGAGCUAAUUGUCUUGUAUUUAAGAACAUACAAGUGUAUAAUAUGUGUAGAUGCAUAAUUUACCCCUAUUUAUGUUCGAUAAUUUAAAAAAAAAAUACUAUAUAUUUAUGUCCAUUUGGUUGAAAAAGUAUUCAUUUUGUAAACAAAUAUUUAAUUUUUGUAUUUUGUCAUAACACAAAGAAAUUAUAUAUAUGUGAAAAAUAAUUGAUCUAAUCAUUAGUAUAUAUAAUAAAAAAAUAUGUUUUAAUAGUAUUAAUAUUCAUAUUAGAUGUAGCAUUAUAAUGUUUAAACAUUAUUACACUUCCAGAUUAUCCUAAAAGUGCAUUAUAUAUGUAUAUCUCGUUGUGUGCUUAGAAAACAAAUGUUAUGUUAUCAAUGAUCAUAUUUGCGUAAUAAAAAAAAUUCUAAAGUA
This is a messenger RNA of Hylaeus anthracinus, 1846 nucleotides long. It is a transcript of the gene Lfg, whose product is annotated as protein lifeguard 2. The transcript has 6 exons. The record is from RefSeq and is a predicted model, not a curated record. NCBI's taxonomy places the organism in Eukaryota, Metazoa, Arthropoda, Insecta, Hymenoptera, Colletidae. Gene Ontology annotation, cellular component: membrane. The coding region runs from base 198 to 1148 and encodes 316 amino acids.